Stereum hirsutum FP-91666 SS1 is the source of this 645-nucleotide messenger RNA. RefSeq lists its product as uncharacterized. The record is from RefSeq and is a predicted model, not a curated record. Lineage: Eukaryota; Fungi; Basidiomycota; Agaricomycetes; Russulales; Stereaceae. The transcript has 4 exons. Bases 1 to 645 code for a protein of 214 amino acids.
AUGAGUACCAAUCUCGAUCUUACUCUCGGCACCUUGGAGAUCGCAACUCUACUCAGCUCCGUAUUACUGGGUAUUAUAAUUGUGCAGCUGUACAUAUAUUAUACAAGGACAUUCAAUGACACGCUCUGGUUGCGCUUACUCGUAAGUAAUUGUGGUGCUCUAGAAACAACCCAUACUGUUGUCGCCUGGGCCUGCCUCUACGACCUAACAGUCAUCGACUUCUCCAAACCCCAAGGUCUCGCAAAAAUACCCGUAACAUUAAGGAUGUCCCCUGUGUUCAACGGUGUUACAGCGAGCAUUGUUCAAAUAUACAUUGCAUACCGAAUCCAUGCACUCUCCGGCAAAUGGACACUCUCCGUUACUUCGUGGAUGGGAAGUAUUCUUCAGCUGGCGGGAAAUAUUUUUAUUGCUGUCAUUACUCCGAAGCUGUCUAUAUCGGAAGUUGAGGAGCACUCGAAGUGGUGUAUAAUCCUUACACUCACCGCCACUUUCUUUGUCGAUGUUAUCAAUACUGUGGGCAUGGUGCUGUUUUUAUGGAGGCGCAGAGAUCUUCCAUUAACGAAGUACAUCGUCGAUAAGCUGAUCUUAUGGACAGUCGGUGAGUCCGCCCGGAUUAUGUGCAUGCGGAUGUUGUCCCCGAGAUGA